Molecule: messenger RNA, 2088 nt
Organism: Metarhizium robertsii ARSEF 23
Lineage: Eukaryota; Fungi; Ascomycota; Sordariomycetes; Hypocreales; Clavicipitaceae
Product: Ribonuclease H domain protein
Exons: 3
Coding region: 1-2088 (695 amino acids)
Molecular function (GO): RNA-DNA hybrid ribonuclease activity; nucleic acid binding
Source: RefSeq, a predicted model, not a curated record
AUGUCAGAGACCAACAAAUGGAACAACAAUCGGGACAAACGGCCAGACGCUAAACUAUUAAGGGCUCUGAUUCCUUAUCCUGAAACAAGCCAUCCGAGCCAUUCUGCCGACUUGGAGAACGACGCCAGUCGAUGUCAUGCACCGAGAAAGCGGCAUACCGCCGGCUGCCAGCUUCUUGAAGCGAGACGAAUCAGAUUCUCGGCACGCAUAAAGUCUUUGGACCCUGCACACCCUCUGGUGAAGCGCACGAUCGAGGCAGAGCCACUGCCCAUCGUCAAGGGCAUCAAGUUGAAGUACCAGCUACCUGAAAAGCCGUUUCCAACUAGACUAAGGAGGACAGACAACCUGCUACCUCGAUGCCAGCGCCCAGUCCUUCUCCCACGCAAGUACGCCAGUGAGCCACUGCCGCCUCUUCAAACCGCAGCAAAAAAAGAGGCCGCGGAGGGGUUUAACGCAUGGCUUGAAUCUGUCUCGCCCCUCACCGUCAUUGUGUAUUCAGACGGCUCUCUUUCCGAGAAAGGUGCCGCUGGAUAUGGCUUCACUAUUCACCAGAACGGACGUUCCCUACGCCAGGGCGCGGGACGCCUUGGCCCCGCUGAGGUGUUCGACGCCGAGGUCAGAGGAGCACUGGAUGGGCUGAAAGCUGCACUCAGACUGCCGCAAUCCGCCUCGCAAAAGAUAGUCGUGUGCCUUGACAACAUCGCAGCCGCCGGAUGCCUGCGAGGACAACCUUCUGACUCAUCGCAGGGGGUCUUUCUCGCCUUCCAAGCCCUUGCAAAGAGACACAGACAGACAGACAUCCGCUGGAUACCCGGACACAGCAACAUUGCAGGGAACGAGCAAGCUGAUGUGCUCGCGAAGGUAGGAUGUACGCAUCCAGAACCCAUGAAUGCAGCCCCAACCCUGGCCUUCCUGCGUAGAGGCGCGAAACGGCAGUGCAAAGACGUAGCUCGCGCCUGGUGGAACGAAACUGCUCCUGACAAGUACCGCUCUCUAAACCUAGACUUCCCAAACUGCUGCCCUCCAGAGCUUGACCUCCCCCGGCCAGUGCUUCAUCACCUCCUUGCUGCCAGAAACCACCGUGAUUUUGCCGACUACCACGAAAGGUUUGGCCAUGACGACGCAAAGCUGACAUGUUCCUCCAGCUGGCGCAAGUCCCCGACACAUCUCUUCUACUGCAGAAAGGUCGAUCCACGUCACCGGAUGAGGCUGGCACCCUCGCCGGUAGUAGCGAUCGACCGCGCGAUAGGCAGAGACUUUGAAAAUAAAGGACUUCGGAUUCUCCUCCUCGAUUGGGUUACUUACCACAAUCUGCCUUUCGACAUUGUCAACACCGAACGGUUUCAGCGAAUCCUUCUCUAUGGCAACCCGCUUCUUGAUGUCGCUCAUAUCCCCUCUGCGAAAACUCUUUUUCGCAUGCUCGAGUCUGAGUAUAGGGGCGCUGUAGGGCCGGUUACUGAAAUAUUGAACUGCGCUCGAUCACAAAUCCAUUUUUCCUUCGACGGUUGGACCUCAAAAACGUACACUUCAUUCUUGGGGAUCAACGCCCAAUUUAUCGACCGCAGCUUUGUUCAGCACCGAAUACUUCUUGGGUUUCGACCUCUCUCGGGUAGACACAAUGGUGCAUCGCUUGCAGAUGAGGUCGCUGAUACGCUCGCAUUUUGGCAGAUCAACGACCCCGACAAACUUGGGUAUUUCACACUCGACAAUGCUACCAACAACGACACCUGCAUGGAAGAGCUUGCGUUUGAACACAACUUCUCUUCUGAAGAGCGAAGAAUUCGGUGUGGCCCGCAUGUGAUCAACCUCUCCGUCCGGGAUCUGCUUUACGGGUCAAAACGGGAGAAUUUUGCUGCCAUUGUCGCAGCUGAUGGCGAUGACCAGGAUGAGGAUGAGCACAUUGAUCAUGCCAUCGACGAGGCUCUGAACGGAGAAACGGACUACGAGGACGUGGAGAUGCAAGCAGAUGCUGUUGUGGACCCAGAUGAGGACUUUACGUCGUCACAUCCGGCCCCAGAGGAGAUCAACGAGACCAAUUUCAGGGAGUACAGCCCAGGCUUGGAAAUCGAUCGUACAGAUCGAUUCUGA